Molecule: messenger RNA, 1062 nt
Organism: Encephalitozoon romaleae SJ-2008
Lineage: Eukaryota; Fungi; Microsporidia; Unikaryonidae
Product: vacuolar ATP synthase subunit C
Exons: 1
Coding region: 1-1062 (353 amino acids)
Biological process (GO): proton transmembrane transport
Cellular component (GO): vacuolar proton-transporting V-type ATPase, V1 domain
Molecular function (GO): proton-transporting ATPase activity, rotational mechanism
Source: RefSeq, a predicted model, not a curated record
AUGUUCAUUCUUGUCGGACUACCGGUAGAAGAAGACACACCCCAUCCAACGGAAGGCCAGAUUCAAGAGGAAUAUGGGGUCCAUUCUAGCAGGAUACUUCUUCCGUCGUUCACAGGAGUGUCCUUGGAAGGGAUAGUAAAUCAGGUAGAAAGACUAAACUCGCUAGAAAAAUCGUGUGAGGGUCUUCUCAAAACAUUCGUGGGAUACUCUGGUGGAGACAAUAUGGGAAAAGGAAACGUGUGCAACAGCGCUGAGAGAAUGAAGGAAUUUCUUAAAUGGGAUUCACAAAGCUUUAUGACCAAUUCCAUUGAUAAGGUCAUUUUACUUCUUGAGGAGGAGUACAAAAGAAUUAACAAAGCAUAUGAAGAGAAGGCUGAGGAGUUCAACGAAGCAAAGAAGGAAUGUGACAGACUUCAAAAGCUUACAAGGGGAAACCUGUGCGACAUCAACCUCAACAUAAUAGUUGAAAAGCAAGAGAAGUACGAGUUCCUUAAGGUCAUGUACGUAGUUGUCCAGAAGAGCAAGAGCUCGGAGUUCAAUAGAAUAGUAUACGAGUCUCCCCACAUAUCGUCGGAUGCUGUCGAAAAGAUAAACAGCGAUGAGGAUCAUGACCUUUUCAAGCUUUAUAUCCUGCACCAUUCGGAGGAAGAAAUAAGAAAUAUGAUGCAUGAAGAGGGCUUUCUGAUUAAGGAUCUUGAUGAGAACAUGAUAUCCUCGAAGGAGAUGAUUACAGAGAGAAGAAAGGCCGAGGAGAGGUUUUCGGCUAUUGAAAGAAUACUUAUGACAUUUGUGCAUAUUCACUUAGUAGAAGCUCUUAAGAUAUUAGUUCAUGUAAAGCUUCUGAGGCUUUUUGUGGAAUCCGUUUACAGAUACGGCCUUCCUACAGAAUACAUGUUUUUUGUAACAAACGGGGAGAAGUCAAAGAUCCUGAGCCAAUGGAUAACUAUAGCCAAGGAUUGGCCCUCCGACAGAAUUGUGUAUGAAGAAGAGGGGGACAACAAUGAAGAGGGUGAGAUAUUCUUUGCUUUCUCUGAGAUAGAAGUGCAUGGCGAAGAAGAGUAG